AUGAGCAUCGUCGCUCCGUCCUGGAACCAGACCAGCCCCGGUCAAGCUACGUCGGUUACAGCGUUGACCACGGGGACGAUUGUUGGCAUUGCGGUCGCUGGUGCGCUUCUCCUGCUCGGCGCCGCCGUUCUGUUCUUUCUUUACUGGAGAAAGCAAAAGCGUGCUGAAAAGAACGCGUUCUACAUGUACCGGCCCGAGAGUGGCCAGUUUCACCCCGUCAAGAGCAUCUCAUCGUCGGUCAGCGGCGGUGCGGCGCCGUUUUAUACAACCGACUACAAGUCACCGCCUGCCGACCAGCGCAACUUUGAGCUCUACGACAAAAUCAAGACGCAGCACGUGGUCCUUCCCGAGAGAAAAUCCCACGAACCGAGAACGGCGGGGCCGGGCACGGCAGCACUUUGGGGCCGCGACACACCCGUGCCAACACGGCAACAGUUGCUCUCCCCAAAGACGGCCCACAUACCCAUGUCGGAGCACAGUGCCGGUGGUGAUCUAAGCGGGCCGUUGGAUGGCAUGCCCACCCACCCGGCGUUCAUCCCGCGAGCAUUUACGCGUGCAAGCCGCAAUCCCAUGGCCCAGCCGGAGCCAAAGUAUGGCGUAAAGCCGAACAAGGCGGACACCUAUGCUCUUCAGCGCUACCUCGAUACGGUCCAAGACCUGUCCAAAGUGGACGUGGAGGCGUUGCUUUCGGUCCCUCCCCCCCCGCAGUACGCGCGUGCCAGCACCGUUGCCGCGGCCUCCAACCCGUUUGCGACACCCCAGGGCGUACCCAUGACCAUCCCCCCGCCACCGCCGGGUCCUCCGCCGGGGACAAUGUCGAAGGACAACGCCGGUCCCAAGUUGACGCCGUCGCUGGUGACACCGUCGUUGAGCCGCAUUCGCAGCCCCAAAAUGUACAUCCCGCCACCUCUAAAUAUCACCGCGUCCAAGCCCAAGGCACAGCGUGUGGAUUCGGACUCGGACGAGCCCAAGUAA
Molecule: messenger RNA, 975 nt
Organism: Sporothrix brasiliensis 5110
Lineage: Eukaryota; Fungi; Ascomycota; Sordariomycetes; Ophiostomatales; Ophiostomataceae
Exons: 1
Coding region: 1-975 (324 amino acids)
Source: RefSeq, a predicted model, not a curated record